GUAUCAAAAUCUUCAGUCUUUCCUCAUUAAAACAAGCAUUAACAUCAUUGCAUUCAGCCUUACUUAGCAUCAGAUCUCUAUAUAUAGAAAUAUAUAAAUCUAUAUCUAUACAUGGUCUUGUGAUAGUUGUGACUGCACUGUUGGCUUAGUUUGAGUGAGACAGCGGAUAUCUGUUUUGUGUUCCUAAGACCAAUGGCUAUGUCAUUGAUCUCAAGAGGGACUCACUGGCUUCUUCUUACUUGUGUGAUUCUUGUCUCGCAUAUAUGCGAUGGGUUUUAUUUGCCUGGAAGCUACAUGCAUACGUAUUCAACACGUGAUGAAAUAUAUGCCAAAGUUAAUUCUCUGACAUCUAUCGAGACAGAGCUUCCGUUUAGCUAUUACAGUCUACCAUACUGCACGCCUAAAGGAGGGAUAAAGAAAAGUGCAGAAAAUAUAGGAGAACUACUUAUGGGUGACCAAAUUGAUAACUCUCCUUAUCGUUUCCGUAUGAAUGUCAAUGAGUCUGUUUUUCUCUGCACAACACGCCCGUUAAGUGAGCAUGAGGUUAAGCUUUUGAAACAGAGAACUCAUGACUUGUAUCAAGUUAAUAUGAUUUUGGAUAACUUGCCUGUUAUGAGGUUUGCUAAUCAGAAUGGACUUAAAGUUCAGUGGACUGGUUUCCCUGUUGGAUAUGCUCCUCCCAACAGUGAUGAUGUUUACAUUAUCAAUCAUCUGAAAUUCAGGGUAUUCAUACAUGAGUAUGAAGGCACGGGUGUGCAGAUAUUUGGCACAGGGGAGGAAGGUAUGGGUGUAAUUUCGACACCUGAUGAUGAGAAAAAGGCUUCUGGAUACGAAAUUGUUGGUUUUGAGGUUUUCCCAUGUAGCGUUAAAUAUGACCCUGAAAAGAUGGCAAAACUCCAUCAAUAUGAUGAAGUGCCAUCUGUGAACUGCCCGCUGGACCUUGAAAAAUCUCAAGUUAUAAGGGAACAAGAGAGGGUAUCAUUUACCUACGAGGUUGAAUUUGUGAAAAGUGAUAUCAAAUGGCCAUCUCGUUGGGAUGCUUAUCUCAAAAUGGAUGGUUCACGUGUUCACUGGUUCUCUAUUCUUAACUCGCUAAUGGUGAUCUUCUUUCUAGCUGGUAUCGUUUUUGUCAUCUUUUUAAGAACAGUGAGAAGGGAUCUUACGCGAUAUGAAGAACUUGACAAAGAGUCUCAAGCACAAAUGAAUGAGGAACUGUCAGGAUGGAAACUUGUUGUGGGCGAUGUGUUUCGUGAACCAAAUCACUCGAAGCUUCUAUGUGUGAUGAUAGGAGAUGGGGUCCAGAUCACCGGCAUGGCAGUUGUCACCAUUGUUUUUGCUGCUUUAGGGUUUAUGUCGCCAGCUUCACGGGGUAUGCUUUUAACAGGAAUGAUAAUCCUUUAUCUCUUUUUAGGAACUGGUGCAGGGUAUGCUGGUGUAUAUCUAUGGCGAGUCAUUAAAGGAACAUCAGAGGGAUGGAGGUCCGUUUCUUGGUCAAUUGCAUGUUUCUUCCCAGGAAUCGUUUUUGUUAUCCUUACUGCUUUAAAUUUCCUUCUUUGGGGAAAUAAAAGCUCUGGUGCAAUUCCCAUCUCUUUAUACUUCAUCCUUCUAUCACUCUGGUUUUGCAUCUCGGUCCCACUCACCCUCUUAGGAGGAUACUUGGGAACUCGAGCUGAAACCGUACAAUACCCUGUCCGAACCAACCAGAUUGCUAGGGAGAUCCCGGCAAGAAAAUACCCUUCAUGGCUAUUGGUUCUUGGUGCUGGAACCCUUCCAUUUGGAACCCUUUUUAUUGAACUCUUUUUCAUCCUUUCAAGCAUCUGGCUCGGAAGAUUCUAUUAUGUAUUCGGGUUUUUGCUUGUUGUCCUUCUGUUGUUGGUCAUUGUAUGUGCUGAAGUUUCUGUAGUUCUCACCUACAUGCAUUUGUGCGUCGAGGAUUGGCAGUGGUGGUGGAAAGCAUUUUAUGCUUCUGGCUCAGUUUCCCUUUAUGUGUUCUUGUAUUCCAUAAACUACUUAGUUUUUGAACUGCAGAGUUUGAGUGGUCCCGUAUCCGCCACACUAUAUCUUGGUUACUCGCUGAUCAUUGCAGUUGCUAUCAUGUUGGCUACUGGAACCAUCGGCUUCAUCACAUCUUUCUUCUUUGUUCACUAUCUUUUUUCAUCAGUAAAGAUUGAUUAGAAAACAAGAGUUUUUUAUAUCAUUAUAUGACCAUUUGAAGCAGGAUGGUUCCUUGAUUAUCUUACUAAAACACACAGCAUUGAAUACACUCAGCAGCCUUUACUUGUUAAGGUUAGAAAUUUCAGUUGUAUUUUUUCUAUUUUUAUCUUGUUUGUUUCCCCACUUGUAUGACUCAACUUGUAUGCUUCGACAUCGAAAAGAAAUUUAGAUACUUUUUGUAUUUUUGUUUUAUCAAUGAAAUUGCUGGAAUGGAAAGACUAAGUUUAGUUUUUGCGUAA
Erigeron canadensis is the source of this 2453-nucleotide messenger RNA. Its product is annotated as transmembrane 9 superfamily member 12-like. Lineage: Eukaryota; Viridiplantae; Streptophyta; Magnoliopsida; Asterales; Asteraceae. The transcript is spliced from 2 exons. Bases 193 to 2175 code for a protein of 660 amino acids. The record is from RefSeq and is a predicted model, not a curated record. Gene Ontology annotation, biological process: protein localization to membrane. Gene Ontology annotation, cellular component: membrane.